Humulus lupulus (European hop) is the source of this 2317-nucleotide messenger RNA. RefSeq names its product cationic amino acid transporter 7, chloroplastic. Lineage: Eukaryota; Viridiplantae; Streptophyta; Magnoliopsida; Rosales; Cannabaceae. Bases 308 to 2071 code for a protein of 587 amino acids. The record is from RefSeq and is a predicted model, not a curated record. Gene Ontology annotation, molecular function: amino acid transmembrane transporter activity. Gene Ontology annotation, biological process: amino acid transport; transmembrane transport. The transcript has 5 exons. Gene Ontology annotation, cellular component: plasma membrane.
AAUUUUAAUAAGCAUAUCAUUACUCGUCAUAUAUAACACUAUGAUUAUUAAGCUAUAGCUAGCCAUCUCUUUAUUUUACAGGGCCCCUCAAAAGCAGAGGUGAAAAAAAAAACAACUAGAAAGAGAGAAAAAGCCUCUUCUCAAAAAGUGGCCACUCUUUUUUUCCUUAAUUUUUUUAUAACUCCUCUCCUUUUCAUUCCCAUUCCCAUACCCUUCCCUUAUAAAAACCACUAUCUUCUUCUCAUAUUUUCCAUCGAAUCAAACUCAAAGCCCUUCACUUUACACUCAGUCACUCACUUGAGAUAAAAUGGAGACCCGAGGCUCUUCUUUCUCCAGCUGCCGAGCCUACUUUCGGGCCUUGGCCCAAACCCCAGCCCGUUUCGCCCGCCGGGCCGGCUCGGUCUCCACCUCUUACGAAGAAAUGAGCCAGGCCCGAGCACGGUCUGGUUCUACCAUGAUCAAAAGCCUCCGAUGGUUUGACCUCGUCGGGUUCGGCAUCGGCGGCAUGAUCGGCGCCGGUGUUUUUGUUACCACUGGCCGUGCCAGUCGCCUCUACGCCGGCCCUGCCGUUGUUUUAUCCUACGCCAUUGCUGGAGUCUGUGCUUUGUUAUCCGCCUUCUGCUACACAGAGUUCGCCGUCGACAUGCCCGUCGCCGGCGGCGCCUUCAGCUACCUCCGUGUCACUUUUGGUGAGUUUGCGGCUUUCCUAACGGGUGCGAAUCUCGUGAUGGACUACGUCAUGUCAAACGCCGCCGUUGCGAGAGGCUUCACGGCUUAUUUGGGUACCGCCAUCGGCGUCCCAGUCGCGAAAUGGCGAAUCAUCGUUGCCGGACUUCCCAAUGGGUUCAAUGAAAUAGACGUCGUCGCCGUCCUCGUCGUCUUAAUGGUUACUUUCGUAAUAUGCUACAGUACGAGAGAGAGCUCGAUGGUGAACAUGGUCUUGACGGCGCUUCAUAUUGUGUUCAUACUAUUCGUAAUAGUACUUGGGUUCUGGAAAGGAGACUGGAAAAACUUCACCGAACCCGCUGACCCGGCUCAUCAUCCAUCUGGGUUUGCCGCAUAUGGAGUUUCGGGGGUUUUCAACGGAGCCGCCAUGGUUUACCUCAGCUACAUCGGUUACGACGCCGUUUCCACCAUGGCGGAAGAGGUUCGUAACCCGGUCAAGGAUAUCCCUAUCGGAGUAUCCGGCUCUGUUAUCAUCGUCACCGUACUCUACUGCUUAAUGGCCGCAUCUAUGUCCAUGCUUCUUCCGUACGACUUGAUCGACGCAGAGGCGCCAUUCUCGGCCGCAUUCAGUAGGCAAUCGGACGGGUGGAAAUGGGCCUCGAAUGUGAUCGGAGUCGGGGCCAGUUUCGGGAUUUUAACGUCGCUGCUUGUGUCGAUGUUGGGCCAGGCCCGUUACAUGUGCGUAAUCGGACGGUCCAGCGUGGUCCCGGCCUGGUUCGCUAAGGUCCACCCCAAGACAUCGACGCCGGUCAACGCUUCCGCUUUUCUCGGUAUCUUUACGGCUUUGAUUGCCCUUUUCACUGAUCUAAAUGUACUUCUCAAUCUUGUCUCCAUUGGCACUCUCUUUGUCUUUUUCAUGGUGGCCAAUGCUGUGAUUUAUAGGCGUUAUGUUGCUGUGGGGACUACCAAUCCAUGGCCUACACUGUCCUUCCUCUGCUCAUUUUCCUUGACAUCCAUUUUGUUCACCCUCAUAUGGCAAUUCGCCCCGCCAGGUAAACCGAAAGCCAUCAUGCUAGGGUUCACCGCCUUGAUCGCCCUUGCUAUGUUGCAGAUUUUUCAUUGUAUGGUUCCACAAGUGAGAAAACCUGAGUUUUGGGGUGUCCCUUUCAUGCCAUUGAUUCCAUCCGUAUCCAUCUUCUUGAAUAUUUUCUUGUUGGGUUCUCUUGAUGGUCCUUCCUAUUUGAGAUUUGCCUUCUUUUCGGCUCUGGCAGUGCUUGUUUACGUGUUCUAUAGUGUUCAUGCAAGCUUUGAUGCUGAAGGAGAUGGCGCUCUCAGUGUGAAGAACGUGGAAAUUCACAUGGAACCAACUGAGGAUAAAAGUCGUGAUAAUAGUCUUAAAGUUUAGAAAUUAAGUUUAUUCUGUUGACUUCUCAAGUAAAACUGUUUUUUUUUUUAAGAUUUUCGAUGGGUAGCGAGGAAGAAAAAGGAAUAUAGAUUAGGAAUAGAAUACUCUGCAGUUUUUGCAGGAGUAGUAAGCUUAAUUGUACAGUUGGUUAUCCAGUAUUGUAAUUGUACAUCAGGUUUUUUGACCUUGAAAAAAAUGCAGUAUAAGAAAUGCACAAGAAAGAGCAGUUGACCUUUCAUUUUCUUC